GUGAUCUCCGGCCGGCCUCUCGCUCCCCUUCUCUCUUAGCUUGCUAGCUGAUGUACUUGCCGCGAUCCAGCGACCUCGCGCUUCGUCUCCCAUGGCAACGACGCAGUUGCUGUCCACCGUCGAGCACCGGGAGACGCUCCCGGAGGGCUAUGCUCGGCCUGAGUCCGACCGGCCGCGGCUCGCCGAAGUUGCCACGGACAGCAACAUCCCGCUCAUCGACCUCGCCUCGCCGGACAAGCCGCGGGUCAUCGCCGAGAUUGCUCAGGCCUGUCGCACCUACGGCUUCUUCCAGGUCACCAACCACGGGAUAGCAGAGGAGCUACUGGAGAAGGUGAUGGCCGUGGCGUUGGAGUUCUUCAGGCUGCCGCCGGAGGAGAAGGAGAAGCUGUAUUCCGAUGAGCCAUCCAAGAAAAUCAGACUCUCUACGAGCUUUAACGUCCGCAAGGAGACAGUACACAACUGGAGAGAUUAUCUCCGCCUUCACUGCCACCCGCUGGAGGAAUUCGUACCCGAGUGGCCCUCUAAUCCGGCACAGUUCAAGGAGAUUAUGAGCACGUACUGCCGAGAAGUCCGGCAACUGGGGCUCCGGCUUCUCGGCGCCAUCUCUGUCAGCCUCGGCCUCGAGGAGGACUACAUCGAGAAGGUGCUCGGCGAGCAGGAGCAGCACAUGGCUGUGAACUACUACCCGCGGUGUCCGGAGCCGGACCUGACCUACGGCCUUCCCAAGCACACGGACCCCAACGCCCUCACCAUCCUCCUCCCCGAUCCCCAUGUCGCCGGCCUCCAGGUCCUCAGGGACGGCGACCAGUGGAUCGUCGUCAACCCACGCCCCAACGCUCUCGUCGUCAACCUAGGCGACCAGAUACAGGCUCUGAGCAAUGACGCGUACAAGAGCGUGUGGCACCGUGCGGUGGUUAACGCGGUGCAAGAGCGCAUGUCGGUGGCAUCUUUCAUGUGUCCGUGCAACAGCGCGGUGAUCAGCCCGGCGAGGAAGCUCGUCGCGGACGGGGACGCGCCCGUGUACCGGAGCUUCACCUACGACGAGUACUACAAGAAGUUCUGGAGCAGGAACCUGGACCAGGAGCACUGCCUAGAGCUCUUCAAAGGCCAGUAGUAACGACUAAUGAACUCGAUCGUGUGCAGAAACUUCAGACUUGCGCUUCACUACCCAAGUUAAAAUUGCUUGCCGCUCGUUGCUGCAGUGCAGAUAUCCUCGUCGUUUGACGGUUGUGUGUGGUUGUCUGGUGCACUUAAUUUAUCGGUUCAGUACUUAAUUAUGUCGGGCAAUGCUUUACUUAUUUUAUCGAUGUUAUGUAUCACAUAAUGCUUUGGUUAUUCCUAAAACUUCCAAUAAAAUUGGUAUGCCUAAUUACCCUCAAACA
This is a messenger RNA of Oryza sativa Japonica Group (Japanese rice), 1382 nucleotides long. RefSeq names its product flavanone 3-dioxygenase 2-like. NCBI's taxonomy places the organism in Eukaryota, Viridiplantae, Streptophyta, Magnoliopsida, Poales, Poaceae. The record is from RefSeq and is a predicted model, not a curated record.